Molecule: messenger RNA, 3569 nt
Organism: Myotis daubentonii (Daubenton's bat)
Lineage: Eukaryota; Metazoa; Chordata; Mammalia; Chiroptera; Vespertilionidae
Gene: NAGLU
Product: N-acetyl-alpha-glucosaminidase
Source: RefSeq, a predicted model, not a curated record
GUUUUUCAGUAAAUAUGCAGUCAGCUCUCUAUGUCCCCAGGCUGAAUGGCCAGUAAGCCCAUGAAAAGAUGCUCAACAUAACUAGUCAUUAGAGAAAUGCAAAUCAAAACCGUGAGGAGAUACCACCUCACAUCCACUAAAAAGGUUUAUAAAAAUGUUAAUGACAAAUGCCAGCAAGGAUGUGGAGUAAUUGGAACUCCUAGUCCCUGCUGGUAGGAAUGUAAAAUGGAAAGCAGUCUGGCAGUUCCUCAAAACGUUAAACAGAAGUAAUAUAAGACCCAGCAAGUUGACUUCUAGGUAUCCACUGAAGAAAAAUGAAAAGAUGCGCACGCAGACUUGUACACAGUGUUCAUAGUAGCAUUUUUCAUGGUAGCCCCCCAAUGGAAACAACCCACAUGUCCAUCUGUUGGAUAACAAAAGGCAGUCUAUCCAUAUAAUAGGUAUUAAUCUACAAUAAAAAGGAAUAAAGUACUGCUACUUGCAACACUAUGAAUGGACCUCAGAAACAUGAUGCUAAGAAACAGGACACAAGACCACAUAAUAUGAUUCCAUUUCUGUGAAGUAGGCAAAUCUAUAGAGACAGAAAGCAGAUGGGUAAUUGCCUAGGACUGGCGGCUGGAUGCAUUUGGGGGCAGGAUUAAAAUAGGAGAUCCCCUUCUCGUGGAAUCCCUGGACCCGACAUCUGCUGAGUGAGUCUGUGCUCUGUCCAGUGAAUGCCCCUCAUCUUGCGGUCCUAGAACCAGCAUGGAAAGGGUGGCUUUGGGCCUGCUCAGUGCUAUAAAGAUGGGACAAUUCCAUCACCACCUUCAGGACCCACUCUCUGUCCGAUUCAUUGGGGACCUGGGUGGGCUGUGCCUCUUUCUGUCCCAGGAGCCCUGGACAGAAGGGGCAUUGGAGCUCCCCUCAGAUCCAAGAGACCUGGCUGCCUUCCCAGCUCCCUGGCCUACCCAAGGCAUGUCCUAGGCACUGGCUGCUCCCUGGUGGCCAGACCGGGAAGGACUCAUUCCUCCUCACUGGCAACGUGAGCAUGAUCCUAGCUGGGCUGUGACAGGCAACUGCAUUGGCUGGGCACUAUUCUGGGGCACAUAGGCAGAGGGGCCAGGAACAGAAGAGGACAUGAUGAGAUGGAGAGAGGAGAGCCAGGCCUACUUGUUUCACACACAUUAAUUGAAAAAGUAAAGUCCUCCCACCCCCAGCAUCCUAGUACUCCAUGGGAGGCAACCACUGUUUUCAUAGCCUUUAAAAAAAGAUGCACACAACCCUAGCAGGUUGCUCAGUGGUUAGAGCAUUGGCCCAUAAACUGAAGGGUUGUGGGUUCAAUUCUGAUUAAGGGCAUAUACCUCGGUUUCAGGCUUGUUCCUUGGCCCCAGUCGGGGACGUGUGGGAGGCAACCAAUCUGUCUCGGAUUCAACAUCACUUCCAUUGGGAAGAAGCCUUAGGCUGGGCGCCCUUACAUUUCUUCACACCAUCACAGCCAUAAUGUACCGCUAUUACCAGAACGUGUGCACCCACAGCUACUCCUUCGUGUGGUGGGACUGGGCCCGCUGGGAACAGGAGAUUGACUGGAUGGCACUGAACGGCAUCAACUUGGCACUGGCCUGGAGCGGCCAGGAGGCCAUCUGGCAGCGGGUGUACCUGGCCUUGGGCCUGACCCAGUCAGAGAUCGAUGAGUACUUCACUGGCCCUGCCUUCCUGGCCUGGGAACGCAUGGGCAACCUGCACACCUGGGGUGGCCCCCUGCCCCACGCCUGGCACCUCAAGCAGCUUUACCUGCAGCAUCGGAUCCUGGACCGGAUGCGCUCCUUCGGCAUGAUUCCCGUGCUGCCUGCAUUCGCAGGGCAUGUCCCCAAGGCUAUAACCAGGGUGUUCCCCCAGGUCAAUGUCACCCAGAUGGGCAGCUGGGGACACUUCAACUGCUCCUACUCCUGCUCCUUCCUUCUGGCUCCCGAAGACCCGCUGUUCCCUGUCGUGGGGAGCCUCUUCCUGCGGGAGCUGACCAAGGAGUUCGGCACAGAUCACAUCUACGGGGCCGACACGUUCAAUGAGAUGCAGCCCCCGUCCUCAGAGCCCUCCUACCUCGCCGCAGCCACUGCCGCCGUCUACCAGGCCAUGGCCGCAGUGGACCCUGACGCCGUGUGGCUCCUCCAAGGCUGGCUCUUCCAGCACCAGCCCCAGUUCUGGGGCCCACCCCAGGUGGAGGCCGUGCUCAGGGCAGUGCCCCGCGGCCGCCUCCUCGUUCUGGACCUGUUUGCUGAGAGCCAGCCCGUGUACGUCCGCACAGCCUCCUUCCAGGGCCAGCCCUUCAUCUGGUGCAUGCUGCAUAACUUUGGGGGCAACCACGGCCUGUUUGGGGCCCUGGAGGCCGUGAACCGAGGCCCCGCAGCCGCCCGCCUCUUCCCCAACUCCACCAUGGUAGGCACGGGCAUGGCCCCUGAAGGCAUUGGCCAGAACGAAGUGGUCUAUGCCCUCAUGGCUGAGCUGGGCUGGCGCAAGGGCCCAGUGGCAGAUCUGGGGGCCUGGGUGACCAGCUUUGCGGCCCGGCGGUAUGGGGUCUCCCACGAAGGCACAGAGGCAGCGUGGAGGCUGCUUCUCAGGAGUGUCUACAACUGCUCCGGCGAGGCCUGCAGUGGCCACAAUCGCAGCCCGCUGGUCAGGCGGCCAUCCCUACAGAUGGUAACCACUGUCUGGUACAACCGAUCGGAUGUGUUUGAGGCCUGGCGGCUGCUGCUGACAGCCACCCCCACCCUGGCCACCAGCCCGUCCUUCCGCUACGACCUGGUGGACCUCACUCGCCAGGCAGUCCAGGAGCUGGUCAGCUUGUACUACGAGGAGGUGAGGACUGCCUACCUGAACAAGGAGCUGGUCCCCCUGCUGAGGGCGGCAGGCAUCCUGGCCUACGAGCUUCUGCCCUCGCUGGACAACAUACUGGCUAGCGAUAGCCACUUCCUGCUGGGCAGCUGGCUGGCGCAGGCCCGGGCAGCCGCGGUCAGUGAGGCCGAGGCCCAUUUCUAUGAACAGAACAGCCGCUACCAGCUAACCCUUUGGGGGCCAGAGGGCAACAUUCUAGACUACGCCAACAAGCAGCUGGCAGGACUGGUGGCCGACUACUACACCCCCCGCUGGCGACUCUUCCUGGAGACGCUGGUCGACAGCCUGGUCCGAGGCAUCCCCUUCCAGCAGCACCAGUUUGAGACGCAUGCCCUCCAGCUGGGGCAGACCUUUGCCCUCAGCACACGGAGGUAUCCCAGCCACCCCCAAGGCGACACUGUGGACCUGGCCAAGAAGCUCUUCCUCAAAUAUUACCCCCGGUGGGUGGCUGGCUCCUUGUGACAGAUUAACCACCCCUGGGCCAUGUUCUCCCCAAACUCCAAGCCUGGGCAGGCUCCGGGGGUCUGGAGCUGGGCAAGCGUCACUGGAGGUCCCCGAGCCUGGGCGAAGGGACUUAAGACCUGCCGGUCGGAUCGAGGUUAGGGGAUUUGGGGGGAAGUGAGCUGCCCUCCUCCACCACCCCAAAUUCGGGACCAAAGUACUGUUUUAAUACAACUUAAUAAACUGGUGAAUCACCUGGG